AUGUUCCUGACCGCCCUCCUCCGCCGCAAUCGCCUUCCUGGCAGACAGUGGAUCGGGAAGCACCGGCGGCCGCGGACCGUGUCUUUCCACGCGAAGGAGAGGAUGAUCCGUCGCCUGGAGGUCGAGGCGGAGAACCAUUACUGGCUGAGCAUGCCCUAUCUCACCGCGGAGCAGGAGUACGGCCACGCCGCGGAGCGCAGGGCGGCGGCCUUCGAGGCCAUCAAGGCGGCCAGCAUGUCCAAGUUCCCCCCCAGCAGAUUUGUGGUAGACCAGCUCGACCAUCUCAAUGUCUCCAAGAAGUGGUCCUAACCCGGAGCCACCACCUUUCAGUUGGACGGAUCACAGGGCUGCCACCUCUUGACCCGAUUCUGGAACCGAAAAACUAACCUCUGGGGGAAAAAAUGAGCAUUUGGACCAGCCUUGUUGAACAGCAGGCAUGAGUGUAGUGGUCUCAUAUAGCAUAUCUGGGGCUCCAAACUCUUCAAUGCUUCAUAGUCCUGUCUAGUCCAGUCUCUGUCCUGUUGUUUCCUUUUCCGUUUCCCUGAUGGGAAGAUACAAGAGAUUUCCUAGGUCACAGAGGAUAUAAAAUGUAUUUUGGAUGAAAGCUUCCAAAAAACCUGCAAACUGUGGUUUGGAAUCUGUGCUUAAGUAUGAGGUACUUGAUGGGGGUUUACCUUUCUUCAAAAGAAUAAUUGCCUAAACAUAAUUUAAAAAAAAAGUUUUUUCAGUUACACAUACUCCUGCAAAUAGCAUUUUCUUCUGGGAUUGCUAAAAGACAUUUAAAUAAAGUAAAAGGUACUCAUCAGAACUGUUACAUGAAGUUUUAUUUUAAAAACCUCUUUUGAGGUACCUGGGUGGCGCAAUCGGUUAAGCCGGUCUAACUCUUGGUUUCCCGAGAUGGUGAUCUCAGGGUUGGUGAGAUCCAGCCCUGCAUAGGGCUCCAUGCUCUGGGGGAAUCUGCUUAAGAUUCUCCCUCUGCCCCUCCCCCCACCUCAAAUAAAUAAAUCUUUAAAAAUAAAAAAAAAUUUUUUAAAAACCUUUCUGGGAUGUAAUAAUGAACCUUACAGUCCACCAGUUGAAGAUGUUUGUUUUUUCAAACCUUUUUCAGAAUGUAAUAGUCAAGCACUUUACAGGUGUUACCAGAUACAGUAAUCCUAUCACCUGGGGCUAUUUUACAUGUGAGGAAAUAUUUAAGAAACUUGUCCAUAAUCAUACCCAAUAAUGAAUGUGACUUGGAUUUCAGUUUCUGUAUAAUCUAGAAAUCGUAACUGCUAUGUAUGUAUAUAUUUAAUAGAACAUUUUCAAAACACGUAGAAGAAAAAUAAUUCAAUCCCAUUACCCAGAGAUGAAACAUAUAUUGAGUCUAUAUGGAUAAAUAGAAUUUAGAGCUAAAAACUCUAACAUUUAAAGAUCGUGAUGCGUAUUGCCAGUGGCUUUCCAGAAAGAUUGUAAAACAGCAAGAUCAAUGUAUGAGAGUGCCAAUCUCAUUUGCCAGCAUUGACUGUUACCUUCAUUAAUAUGAAUGAUUCGUGAUUUACAUUUAAAUAUCUGCCAUUGGGAUGUAUAGGCUUUGGUGCACAUACUAGUUUUUUUUUUUUUUUUUGAUUCAUUGCACCUGAAAAGUACCUGCCACAUGAUAGUUGAAUGCUUAACCAAGCUGAACUGUUCUUAAUAUGUCAUUCUUAGUGGUGUAUAAAUACUUGUUGAAUGCUUUUUGUAGUUUACAGAAAUGUCUCUGAUUCAUAUGAGCAAUUUAGUUUGACCUUUUAUUUUCAUAUCUGGAAAUGGUGACAGCUGAUGCUGUUUAGGAGAAAGGUGAAGGAAGGGGGCUCAGGGGACCUGCUUAAAACUGUAACUAUGUUGCUUUGAUACUCAUGUAACUCAGAAACUGACUUUGGAGUUUGAAAAAGCAAUGGUUAACUUGAACCUUAAGGAAAAAGAUGCUAAAAUCUUAAGAGUCUGAAGAAACAGAAGGCAGUUCAUGAGAAGAGAGGUAUUUUAUCCCCACUAUACAGGUUAGAAACUGAAGCUCAGAAAUGUCAGCAACAUUCCCAUGUUCACACAGCUAACAAACAAUAAAGGUAGAAUUCAGGACUAGGUUUAUCUAAAGACCAUAUUCCAUUUUUUUUUUUUAAGAUUUUAUUUAUUUAUUUGAGAGAGAGAGACUGAGAGAGAGCGUGAAAGGGGGGAGGGUCGGAGGGAGAAGCAGACACCCCGCUGAGCAGGGAGCCUGAUGCGGGACUCGAUCCAGGGACUCCAGGAUCAUGACCUGAACUGAAGGCAGUCGCUUAACCGACUGAGCCACCCAGGUGCCCCCUGUUUUUCUUAUUAUUAUAUUGGGUUAUGGGUUUUGGGGAAGAAGACCAUAAAGGUGAAUUGCUGUUCUCAUCAUAUCAAAUCAAAUGUAUAUACAUUCAGUAUGAUUUAUCAUUGUUGAUACUGACCUUUCUCACUUGGCUGAGGGAGUGCUUGCUAGAUUUGUCCAUGGGAAGGCUACUCUCCCCACUCACACCCGUGCAAUCCAUUUUGUACUCUUUUUUUUUUUUAAGAUUUUAUUUAUUUAUUUGAGAGAGAGAGAAUGAGAGAGAGCACAUGAGAGCGGGGAGGGUCAGAGGGAGAAGCAGACUCCCUGCCGAGCAGGGAGCCCGAUGUGGGACUCGAUCCCGGGACUCCAGGAUCAUGACCUGAGCCGAAGGCAGUCGCUUAACAAACUGAGCCACCCAGGCGCCCAAGACCAUAUUCAUUUUAAUAUAGUACACUAGCUGCUAUAGCUUGUUUUAAAUCACUUCUUGGCCAAAGCAAUACUGUUGAAACAGCUGACUUUUCUCCUUGAAACUCUACAACUGUUACCACCAUAGCCAUCAUAAAGUUAAUCUUUUUUAUCAACAACAGAGUCCAUUGCCACCCAGCUGAUUAUAAUUAUAUUGUAAUAAAAUAUGUGCCAACCUGUA
Molecule: messenger RNA, 2951 nt
Organism: Mirounga angustirostris (Northern elephant seal)
Lineage: Eukaryota; Metazoa; Chordata; Mammalia; Carnivora; Phocidae
Gene: MRPL57
Product: mitochondrial ribosomal protein L57
Exons: 1
Coding region: 1-309 (102 amino acids)
Biological process (GO): mitochondrial translation
Cellular component (GO): mitochondrial ribosome
Molecular function (GO): structural constituent of ribosome
Source: RefSeq, a predicted model, not a curated record